This is a messenger RNA of Vicugna pacos (alpaca), 1680 nucleotides long. The record is from RefSeq and is a predicted model, not a curated record. NCBI's taxonomy places the organism in Eukaryota, Metazoa, Chordata, Mammalia, Artiodactyla, Camelidae.
UUUGCUCUGGCCCGCGCCACCCCCCCAACCUCUUACUCCGCGACUCCCAGCACCACGGCUCCCCACCUGGCAUCCCUCUACGUCUAUCGGCCGCGGGGUGGUGCCCCUGGCCCGACAGCGCCCAUUCGCACCCGGCUCCCACCCCCUGGGGUCCCUGUCCCCGACAGCGUCCUUGCCCCAUCUUACCUCCCGCCCCUUUAGGGCACUCUGCUCCCACCAGCCAACCGCGCAGUCACCGUCCCGGUCCUUCUGACUUUCUGCCCGCUUCUUCUAGGAGGCUCUUCUCAUCAGGUGCCCUCGCCCAAACUUCCUACCCGUUUGCACCAGGUGCCCCUACCUCACACCUUCUCCGUCCUCCUCAGGUUGCUGCCCCUUGACCCGGAGACCCAUCCCUAUCUUCCCACCUGCCGCCCUGGGGGUCUGUUCUCACCGACGACGCCCAUCCACUCUGCUCCUCCAGGUCCCACACGGCGUCUUCCUGCCAACCCUACCUCGUUCCCCGGACCCCUCUGAAACUCACGUCCUCGCCCUCGGCCCUCUGCCCCCAUGGUCCCAGAGCAGGGCCCCGCCAACAACAGCACCCCGGACUGGGAGUCGGGGCCACGGUCGCAACAGGAAGGCAGCGGCUGGGUGGCGGCCGCGCUGUGUGUGGUCAUCGCACUGACGGCGGCGGCCAACUCGCUACUCAUCGCUCUCAUCUGCACGCAGCCUGCGCUGCGCAACACGUCCAACUUCUUCCUGGUGUCGCUCUUCACGUCGGACCUAUGGUGGGGGCUGGUGGUGAUGCCGCCGGCCAUGCUGAACGCGCUGUACGGGCGCUGGGUGCUGGCGCGCAGCCUCUGUCUGCUCUGGGCCGCCUUCGACGUGAUGUGCUGCAGCGCCUCCAUCCUCAACCUCUGCCUCAUUAGCCUGGACCGCUACUUGCUCAUCCUCUCGCCGCUGCGCUACAAACUGCGCAUGACGCCCCCGCGCGCCCUGGCGCUCAUCCUGAGCGCCUGGAGCCUGGCCGCGCUCGCCUCCUUCCUUCCCUUGCUGCUGGGCUGGCACGAGCUGGGCGGCUCCUUUCCGCAGGUGCCCAGGACCCCAUGCCCAGGGGUGGAAUCAGCUGACGGUAGGCGUCUGGCCACCAAGCACAGCAGGAAGGCCUUGAAGGCUAGCCUGACACUGGGCAUCCUACUGGGCAUGUUCUUUGUGACCUGGCUGCCCUUCUUUGUGGCCAACAUAGCCCAGGCCGUGUGCGACUGCAUCUCCCCAGGCCUCUUCGAUGUCCUCACGUGGCUGGGUUACUGUAACAGCACCAUGAACCCCAUCAUCUACCCACUCUUCAUGCGGGACUUCAAGCGGGCACUGGGCAGGUUCAUGCCAUGUCCCCACUGCCCCCGGGAGCACCAGGCCAGCCUGGCCUCCCCCUCCAUGCGUACCUCUCACAGCGGCCCACGGCCCGGCCUGAGCCUGCAGCACGUGCUGCCACUGCCCCUGCCACCUAACUUGGAAUCAGACUCGGACUCAGGCUCAGAUGGCUCCUCAGGCCUGCAACUCGCAGCCCAGCUCCUACUGCCUGGAGAGGCCACCCAGGACCCCCCACCGCCUGCCAGGGCUCCUACCACAGCCAACUUCUUCAACAUCGAUCCAGUGGAGCCUGAGCUGCGGCUGCAUCCACUUGGGACCCCCACGAACUGA